UAGUAGAUGGGAAUUGUUUUGUUUUUGUUCCAAACUACGCAAACAAGGCCAACGCAGCGGCCGGAUGUAGCAGCAUGGGUGGUGUUCUAGCAAGAUUUAAAUCAAAGACGCAAUUAGAUGACGUCAUCACAGCUCUCGGCACUACGGCAUAUUUCUGGAUUGGUCUCAACGAUGAUGAUUCUGAUAAUAUCUUUGUGUGGGAUGAGACGAAUAUUGCGGCUGCGGAAGUAACUGUUGAUUGGUGGGCACAGGGUGAACCAGCUUAUGGCUUUCAGUGUGUUAAAGUGGAGGCUGUCUCAAGAAAACUAACUACCGAUUACUGUACUAUCCAAAGCUACUUCUUGUGCAUCGAGCCAAAUUCUGGUACGACAAAAUGCCCUACUACUCCCACUACACCUGAGGCUACAACCCCAACCACAACCCCAACCACAACCUCAACCACAACAGCAACAACAACUGUGGCUAAUACCACACACAUGUGCUUGGAAACCACCACAAAUGGCUCAGACGUGACCAGGAUGUCCUAUGUUAUUAUGUUCUUCAUCCUGCCCACCCUCACAUUUCUGCUAAAUGCCAUCUCACAACCGUACCAAAAUGCCAUCUUAAUAUAACCUAAGCAUAUGUAACAUCUAUGCUAAAUGCCUUCAUAAUAUAACCUAAGCAUAUGUAACAUCUAUGCUAAAUGCCAUCAUAAUAUAACCUAAGCACAUCUCAAUUUUAUGCUAAAUGCCUUGAUA
Molecule: messenger RNA, 737 nt
Organism: Physella acuta
Lineage: Eukaryota; Metazoa; Mollusca; Gastropoda; Physidae
Product: integumentary mucin C.1-like
Source: RefSeq, a predicted model, not a curated record